Ogataea philodendri is the source of this 1632-nucleotide messenger RNA. RefSeq lists its product as uncharacterized. The record is from RefSeq and is a predicted model, not a curated record. Gene Ontology annotation, cellular component: nucleolus. The transcript has a single exon. Lineage: Eukaryota; Fungi; Ascomycota; Pichiomycetes; Pichiales; Pichiaceae. The coding region runs from base 1 to 1632 and encodes 543 amino acids. Gene Ontology annotation, molecular function: nucleic acid binding; RNA helicase activity; ATP binding.
AUGUCUGUAUCUGUUUCACAAGAUUACGUUGACGACGGUGUCAGCUUCGAGUCGUUUGGUUUAGACGCGCGUCUAAUUCAGGCCAUCAACAAGUUGGGCUUUGAGCAUCCGACGUUGAUCCAGAGUCAGUCGAUCAAGCUUUCUUUGGAGGAGCGUAAGGAUAUCAUUGCGAGAGCGUCCACUGGUUCGGGAAAGACGGCAGCUUAUUGUAUUCCGAUUGUGCAGUCGAUACUGACGACGGUCGAGGCGGCCAAUGGCGUGCAGACGUUGAUUUUGGUGCCGACCAAGGAGCUGAGUAACCAGGUGACCGAGUUUCUGGGCCAGUUGACGGUCUUUUGUGGCCGCAGUGUCCGUGUUUUGAACCUGAACGACACGGUAAGCGACCAGGUGCAGACCCAGCUGGUCAAAGAGGGCCGCGAGGUGUUUGUGAGCACGCCGGCCAAGCUUGUUUCUGUUUUGGAGAAGAAUAAGAGUCUGGAGCUGUCGAAUCUGCGGUUUUUGGUGAUUGACGAGGUGGACCUGAUGGUGAGUUAUGGAUACAAGGACGACCUGGAGAAGUUGAAGGAGUUUCUGGGGAUGAAGGCCAACACACAGGUGUUUUUAAUGAGUGCCACGUUGAACGAGGAGGUGACUGAAUUGAAGGAGAAGUUCUGCAACAAGCCUGCUAUUUUGAAGCUCGAGGACAUCGACAACGACAAACGGCAGUUGGUGCAGUAUUACAUCAAGACGAGCGAGCUGGACAAGUUUCUGUUGAUCUAUGUGAUCUUGAAGCUCGGCUUGAUCAAGGGCAAGAUCCUGUUGUUUGUGAACGAGCUGGACAGAGGAUACAAGUUGAAACUGUUUCUGCAGAACUUUGGCAUCAAGUCGUGUUUGUUGAACUCGGAGCUGCCGUUGAAUUCGCGGUUGCACAUUGUUGAGGAGUUCAACAAGAACGUGUACAAUCUGCUGAUUGCCACGGACGAGUCGAACGGCGAGGAGACCAGCGGGGAGGUUGGUGUUUCGCGAGGCGUGGACUUCAAGAACGUUGCAUGUGUGCUGAACUUUGAUCUGCCAACGUCGUCCAAGACGUAUGUGCACAGGGUGGGGAGAACUGCGCGUGGAGGGAAAAGCGGGAUGGCGUUGUCGUUUGUGGUUGCUGCGAAGGAGUGGGGCAAGCACAAGGCGUCGAGUCUGGCCAGUGCGCGGCGUGACGAGAAAGUGCUUGCUCGUAUUGAGCGGUCGCAGAGCAGGCUCGGGUUCGAACUGAAGCCGUACCAGUUCAACAUGAAGCAGGUCGAAGCGUUCAGAUACAGAAUGGAGGACUCGUUCCGGUCGAUCACGCGGGCUGCUGUGCGCGACGCGCGGCUGAAGGAGAUCAAGCAGGAACUGAUGGCCUCGGAGAAGUUGAAGCGUCACUUUGAGGAAAACCCGCAGGACCUGGUCACUUUGCGGCACGACAAGGACCUGGCCAGUGUGCGUGCGGACGCGCAUCUGAAACGGGUCCCUGCGUACUUGUUACCUGAAGGGGCCCGUCCCGAGGAGAAGAAGCUUGGGUUUGUUCCGUUCAACAAGGUCCGCAAGGGACGCGGCCGCAAACAUGGCAAGAAGGUCGACGUUCUUAAAGGCGUCUCGAAAAGAAGACGUACCAAGUAA